Ostreobium quekettii is the source of this 462-nucleotide messenger RNA. The record is from the annotation of a GenBank genome assembly. NCBI's taxonomy places the organism in Eukaryota, Viridiplantae, Chlorophyta, Ulvophyceae, Bryopsidales, Ostreobiaceae.
AUGCUUCUGUGGAGGGCGAAGGGCGGCGUGCUGGAGCCAUCCAACGCAUUCAGACGUCGGUUGAAUUUAAUUCAUGACGAUGUAAACAUGUCAUCACCGCUAUUGGUGCGCUUGUGUCCCGCUGUCUGCGCCAGAAGGUCUCCUCUUCUGUUUCGAAUUCGUAUGGUCCAAGCGUUGCAGGCGCUUUGGUUUCAGAUUUGGCUGUUUGGCCUGGCUUCGUACAUCCAGGCAACCAGGAGAACUCGCGGACGCUGGGCCCGACAUGCUGACGCUUUCGCAAUUGGCAAAGAUUCUGCAGAAUUGAAAACGGGCGGGCUGAGCGCAUGCCGAAGGCGUACACACAUGCGCACAAUCAAUUGGGUUGUUGUGGUUGUUCCUGGGGAGGUUGUGUUUGUGGUGUGGGCAGUACAAGCCCAUGUUGGGAUUCAGUUUCACGCUACAGACGCAUUGGAGACGUGUUGA